This is a messenger RNA of Ascoidea rubescens DSM 1968, 525 nucleotides long. Its product is annotated as L domain-like protein. Gene Ontology annotation, molecular function: protein binding. The transcript has a single exon. NCBI's taxonomy places the organism in Eukaryota, Fungi, Ascomycota, Saccharomycetes, Ascoideales, Ascoideaceae. The record is from RefSeq and is a predicted model, not a curated record. Bases 1 to 525 code for a protein of 174 amino acids.
AUGGCCCAAUUAAAAAAAUUGAGAAGGCUAUCAUUUUCUAGAAAUUUUAUUGAAAACAUUGAUAGUUUAUCAAGAUUAAACAAAUUGGUUUAUUUAGAAGGAAAUCAUAAUAUAAUUCAAAACCUUGAUCCAAUAAUUGAAUUACAAAGUCUUGAACAAUUAUCCUUAAAUCAUAAUAAACUUGUCGACUUAGGAGAAAUAAACAAGUUAGUAAAUCUCGUCAGUCUUGAUUUGAGCAACAAUUUAAUCAAAGAAGUUAAAGAAGCAUUAUUUUCUGUUGAAAAUAGAAACCAUUUCAAAAAAUUAAGAAACAUUAGAUUUUCUGGAAAUGAAAUUAAAGAUUUAGAAAACAUUUAUAUUCCAAAUAAUGUUAAAUAUUUUAAUUUUUCAUAUAAUAUAAUUGAAAUAUUUUCUAUUAAAAAUGCUACAAAUCUUUCCAGGUUAAAAGUUAUUGAAUUGGAUCAUAACCUAUUAACUGAGUUGAUGAAUUUUGAGAUUCCAGCUAAUGUCCGAACAGUUUUUUAA